Messenger RNA from Laetiporus sulphureus 93-53, 2737 nucleotides. RefSeq names its product DUF590-domain-containing protein. The record is from RefSeq and is a predicted model, not a curated record. The transcript has 5 exons. Bases 202 to 2511 code for a protein of 769 amino acids. Lineage: Eukaryota; Fungi; Basidiomycota; Agaricomycetes; Polyporales; Laetiporaceae. Gene Ontology annotation, cellular component: cortical endoplasmic reticulum. Gene Ontology annotation, biological process: chloride transmembrane transport. Gene Ontology annotation, molecular function: chloride channel activity.
GGUCAAGACCUCCUUUCUCCUCCUGUGACCUUCUUGCUUAUUGAUUGCUUUCUCUGUUGCAAAGGCCCGCUCAAUUUGUUUGUGGAGUCGAUCCACUUCAAGGCCGUCCAAAGUCGGCAAGUCUAUGUCAACCCACUCUGAGGUCAUCCGAAGCCACUACAGACUUCAGAUCAAAACCGCCAUCUUCCCUGCGAACCACUCAUGGCACCGCAGGUUGAUCUAGUUCUAAUCUUCCGCUCCAGCCCUGGCAAGGUGCUCUCGAGGCCCCAGGCGAGGGAGAAUGCGCGGCAGGCGACCAGUCAGUACACAAAGCUCCUUGACGUCCUGCAGAAAGGCGGACUACGGGCGGUUGGCAAGCGCGGGGAGAACGACGGACAAUUGCUCGUAUUCGUGUCGUGUCCUCGGAGCACGCUAACACGGCUGGCGCAACGCGAACGCCAUUCCGACUUCAUUAAUGGUCUGCCGACUGCCAACCCCACUGCUACGCUCGAUCUCGAUACGGAGCCCCUCUCGCCUGCUGACCACUUGCGGCUCGUACACACAUAUGUCACGUCGACCGUCUCCGACGGAGGGCUGGGCAUCGCCCCUGGCUCGAGCGAGUGGGAUCGCGUCGAGUCCAUUAUGAUGCUCCACGACUACGACUUCAAUGACAAGUGGAUCCGCUCUUGGACACGGCGCGAGCUCGGUUUCGUCAAGUUUGACAAUAUCAGAAAGCAUUUCGGCGAAGCGAUCGCGCUGUACUUUGCCUUCUUGUCGUAUUACACCAAAUACCUUAUUUUCAUCUCCGCGGUCGGCGCGUGGUUCUACUUUUUCAGCGAGGCAUAUUCGGCUGUGUACUCGUGCAUACUCCUCCUAUGGUCCGUCGCCUUCGUCGAGUCGUGGCGCAUCCAGCAGCGGAUCCUCUCCGUGCGCUGGCGCACGCGGGGAUCAUUCCGCGUCGAGAAGCGGCGUGCGCAGUACGUGCCGAUCUCCUGGUGGCAGAAGGACCUGCGCAUGAUCGCCGGCAUGCCCGUCAUCGCACUGUUCGCAGUCGUGCUUGCCACGCUGCUGACGUGUAUGUUCGUUGUCGAAGCAUUCGUGACGGAACUGUAUACUGGCCCCGGACACCGGUUCCUGGCGUUUGCGCCGACGAUCGUCGUCUCCGUCGCCGUCCCUCGCUUCCUCAAACUCUACCACGAGUACGCCGUCGCGUUUACCAAUUGGGAGGACCAUGGGCACCAGUCGACGCAUGACGCCUCGCUCACGCUUAAGACGUUCUCGCUCUCGGCCAUCGUCGAGUAUCUCGGCCUCGCACUGUCUGCAUUCAUCUACGUGCCGUUCGGCGAGGAGGUGAUGACGUUCGUGCAGAACGUCAUCGAGCGCGACCCGACGUCGAACAUCUCCAUCAAGGACGCGCUGCGCUAUGCGUUCGCAGGCAAAACGCUCAAGUCCCGCGCGAGCAGGACCCUGCAGGAGGCGGCCGCGUCCGCGAGUGCGAGGCACGGUGGGAAGCUGAGCGGUAAGGGCAUGUGGGAGAUGGACAUGAUGAGUGCCCGCAAGAAGCUGAGCCCGACGCGGCUGCAGGACCAGAUGUUUGCGUCGACGGUGACGAACCAGGUCGUCAAUGCGUUCCUUGAGAUCGGCCUGCCGUAUGUCCUGCGCGCGGUCACGUCGUUCCGGCGGGGGCACGGACUCGGCUUCUCGACGCACACGACGCAAAAACAGGACAGUGGGAAGAAGAGUCCCAAGAAAGUCUCGUUUGAGGACCAGCCCAGAGAAGUUUGCGAGGGGAGUGAUAAGGCGGAUGGGCAGGUGAGCGAGGCAGAUGGGAAGGAGGAGCGGCAGUUCCUUGAGGAGGUGUGGCGGCAGGUGGCGCUGCCGCACUACGACCUGUUCGAGGAUUACAGCGAGAUGGUCACACAGUUCGGUUACGUCGCACUGUGGUCGACUAUUUGGCCGCUCGCAUCUGUGAUGGCGCUCACGAACAACUGGUUCGAGCUGCGCUCAGACGCGUUCAAGAUCGCCAGACACGUCCGGAGGCCUAUCCCCUCGCGCACAGACACCAUCGGCCCGUGGCUCGAUUCGCUCUCCUUCCUCGCCUGGCUCGCGGCGCUCACCAACUCGGCGCUCGUGUACCUCUUCCGGCCGUCGGACCACUGCAAGCCGCUGGGCACGACGCUCGAGCGCAAGCAUGUAUAUCUCAGCGAAGGAAACUCGUCCUCGCGGCAGCUCCUCCUGAGCGCGCUGCUCGUCGCGCUCGCCGCGUCGCAUGGGUAUAUCCUCGUGCGUAUGCUCGUGCGCCAUGUUCUUGAGCGAUUGCUCUGGCGCGGAAGUCAGGAGGCGGGUGAUGCAGAGCGGGUCGAGACGGCGGUGAAGGAGGAGUAUUUGAAGUCGUUGGGCGUCGCGGACGUUACGGCUCAGGAGGAGUAUGAGAAGACGGGGGAUGUGCCUGAGAAGGAUGAGCAGUGGGAGUCGUUCUGGGUUUAUGAUGAGGGGCUUGACGAGCUCUCGAGGGAGACGAAAGAGUCGUGAGGGGCUGAUAUCUGGUGAGAGAGGGGGGUUGUGAAUGGUGUGUUCGAUCUCUGGAGGCGAUGAGGGUGGAAGGUUGUUUUUCAUUUGUUUUGCAUGGACUAUCUUACUUCAUGCAUACUGCGCCUGGAACAGAUCAUAUUCUUCGCUAUCAGAGUUGGCUUAUCGUAUUCGCUGCGUCGCGAUUGUAUAUUGUAUUUAUAGGGAGAAUAUGCAUUCAAAAGCUGCC